UGCUGACCCCUGUGAUAGAAGUAGCUUCUUCCUAGAUGCAUCCUGAUUGGCCACUAGGUGUCACGCUGAGUUUAAAGUGAUGGUGACGCAGUCGUCGGUCAAAGCAGAGGAAGAGACGGCAGACACCGCACCUUCGACCAAGGUAAAGCAUGGCAAUGACUGGCCCGAGCUCGUGCUCCUCCAUGAGUAACCACACCAAGGAGCGGGUCACUAUGGCCAAAGUGACCCUGGAGAACUUCUACAGUAACCUCAUCGCCCAGCACGAGGAGAGAGAGAUGAGGCAGCAGAAGCUGGAGAAAGUGAUGGAUCAGGAGGGCUUGCAAGAUGAAGAGAAACGUAUCCGGCGUUCUCAGCAUGCAAGAAAAGAGACCGAGUUUUUGCGUCUGAAACGUACUCGACUGGGUCUGGAGGACUUUGAGUCCCUGAAGGUGAUUGGCCGAGGAGCUUUUGGAGAGGUUCGUCUGGUGCAGAAGAAAGACACCGGUCACGUCUAUGCCAUGAAGAUCCUCCGCAAAGCCGACAUGCUGGAGAAGGAACAGGUUGGUCAUAUCCGUGCUGAGCGGGACAUUCUGGUAGAGGCAGAUAGCCUGUGGGUGGUCAAAAUGUUCUACAGCUUCCAGGAUAAGAUGAACCUCUACCUCAUCAUGGAGUUCCUGCCAGGAGGAGACAUGAUGACCCUGCUGAUGAAGAAGGACACUCUGACAGAAGAGGCCACUCAGUUCUACAUAGCUGAGACGGUGCUGGCCAUCGACUCCAUCCACCAGCUGGGCUUCAUUCACAGAGAUAUCAAACCAGACAACUUGCUGCUGGACUCCAGGGGUCACGUGAAGCUGUCUGACUUUGGUCUGUGCACGGGGCUGAAGAGGGCUCACCGCACAGAGUUCUACAAGAACCUGAACCACAGCCUGCCCAGUGACCUCACCUUCCAGAACAUGAACUCCAAGAGGAAAGCAGAGACCUGGAAGAGGAAUAGGAGGCAGCUGGCCUUCUCCACAGUGGGAACCCCAGACUACAUCGCUCCAGAGGUCUUCAUGCAAAAUGGAUACAACAAGCUCUGUGAUUGGUGGAGCCUGGGUGUCAUCAUGUACGAGAUGCUGAUAGGUUACCCUCCGUUCUGCUCAGAGACACCUCAGGAGACGUACAGGAAAGUGAUGAACUGGCGAGAGACGCUGACCUUUCCUCCAGAAGUGCCUAUAUCGGAGAAGGCCAAAGACCUGAUCCUCCGGUUUUGCUGUGAGGAGGAGCACAGGGUUGGUGCUGCAGGUGUGGAGGAGAUCAAGUCCAAUCCUUUCUUUGAGGGGGUGGACUACGACCAUAUCAGAGAGAGACCUGCUGCCAUUCCCAUAGAGAUCAAAAGCAUCGACGACACCUCAAACUUCGACGAAUUCCCUGAUUCAGAUAUCCUCACACCAACAGUCGCCCCGGUGUCCAACCAGACCGAGGCUGACCUGAAGAACAAGGACUGGGUCUUCAUCAACUACACCUACAAACGCUUCGAAGGCCUGACUGCCCGAGGAGCUAUACCGUCCUACAUGAAGUCAGGGAAGAGAUGAACACCUCACAGCCUCACACGGGCUUUUAACCAGCACCACCAUGAAACCUGAAAGAGUCGUCCAAACCCCUGAAAGGAGAACUCUGUGUGUUCUCUCUGUGUUACCCGAGUGACGAGGAUUCUCGCCUACACGGGACUCUGCAAAUAAAAAAAAAAAGGGGCUCAAUUUCAUCCGUUGCUUUCCAGGAACCGCUGCCUUCAUUUCUGCAGGUCUUCACUUUCUCUGAUGCUUCCGAGGGUACCUUUCUACUUCCUGCUCACACAUGAAGACUGAACUGGGAUUAAAGUGACUGGGAUUCUCUCCACUUGCCUUUUAUUCCCUACAGUGGAUGCAGUGGGAUGUCUUCACUCCUGAUACCAGCAUCCAUUACAUUCCCUUCUCUAUAAACCAGCACCAGUCUGUUCCAGCUCCUUCUCCUUUUCCAAACCAGGACAUCCACUCCAUUUCGCCCCGUUUUUACGUUGACUCGUCAACUCGAACAUUACAUUUAAGUCGUCACUUGAAGUGAAUCAGGUGCUCUUCAGGGAUUCUGUCCAAAUGCUCACUAUGAGGCUUCUCUAAAGUGCUGCUGGCUUCUGACCUAACCAAAGACUGUGAGCUGAAUGAUGUUUCUGCUUGAUCUCCCUGUCACUUCUUGUAACUUAGAAUUUUUUUUUUAGGUUCAUAAUUGCAAGUGUUGCUCGUUGAAAAAGUGAACAUACGAGCGAUGCAUUUUGUGGAACAAACCCAAGAGUCUCGUUACAUUUUCACAGUGACCCGCUUAUGUCGAAUGACCUUUAGCACAUUAUGUGAUGUGGUGUUAUGGUGUGUGUCCACACACGGGUUUGACAGGGGAGUGAAGGUGCUAUCUCAAAAACUGAAGUCACAAUUUUACAGUUUUAAUGAACAUGAUGCAAACUGAGAUUUAGUUUAGUCUCACUAGAGUGGGGAGGCCUAGAUCAUUAUGAAACAAACAAUAUCCUCCCAUGCAAACUUCAACUAAUGCAAUUUUUGUAGACCUAGCAUCUGUUAAAAAAAAAAGCAAAAAAAAAAGCAGUUUGACCCACAUUUAAUAGUAUACAGUACAGAAUGGAUACAUUACUGCAGUGCAGACGUGUACAGCUGAAUGCACUGCAACCUGCAAAAUUCCAAGCAUUCAACUCAUUGGGUUGGAGUGUGAACAAGAUUUAGUGUGGACUUUCUUUUUAAAUAGAGAAGCACAGGGCUAAACAUCUUCCAGUGAACACAAUAUCCAAAUGCUGUCGUUUAAAUUGAAUGUAAAUUAAGUUUUAUGGAGAGAAGUUUUUUUUUUUUUUGCCACAAUAAUUCCAAAAUGCUGUUUGUGUGAAUGUAGCCUGGACCAUACAAUUUAUUUUUCUUUUUUUUAUCUGUGUCCUGGCACAUGAGGUGGGACUAUGGAAGCCCAUUUCCUACAGAAAACAAGGAGAAAAAAAAAAAUAGAUUAAAUUAUGAGCCACGUGUAUAAUAUUGACAUAAUAAAUUUCAUAAUUUUAGAUUUAGUCAAUAUUGUGUAACUCAUAUUAUGACAUACUCUUAUGAGUUUGACUUUGUUGAGUCGAAUUGGGACUUUAUAUCUCAGUAAGUCUGAAAAUAUUGAUUUCAUCAUAUUCGUGACUCAGAAUUUGUUUGAGUAGUUUUUACUUCAAUUAAAGUCUAAUUGUCUAAUUGUAUGUCAUAACAAUGACUUAUUAAAUCUCAUUAUUUAGUCUUAUGUCAUAUGUUAUAUGCCAUAUUUUGAGAUUUCGGAGGUCAAAUUCUGAUAUACUAUUAUACAAUUUUGACUUUAAAAGAUAACUUAAAAAAAUGUGACUUUGUCUUUCCCAUCAUUUUUCCUGGCAGGAAUGGGCUUCCAUAUGUAACAGUUCAGUCUGAAGGUUUUUCUUGUAGUCUGUUAUGUAAACUCUGUGUAUUUAGGUAGUUGUAGAUUGAAGCUCAGCACAUUGGAACGCAUUUUUAGAAAAGCACGCAGUGGAGCUUUUUUCUAUGGCAGGGGGUCACUAUUUUAUCUGUUAUUGGAAUUCUUCUGCUCUGCAUGUUUUUACCAAACAGCAGGUGGGUCAUCUUAAAAGCAAUAGAGCACAUGGAAUGACUUAUUUUAUUGAUGAUGCCACUCGGUGUGUGUGAGUGAGUGUGUGUGUGUGUGUGAUUUCAGGCUAUGGGUGAGGAUGUGAUCAUGCCCAGUAAAAACGAUGCAAUGUUGGAUUGCUUGGAGAUGUGUAUGUUGUUUUCUACGAGUGAUGCUCAGAUGUGUGUAUGCUCUGCUCGUGUCAUCAUGUACCACAUGUGAUUCUGAGAGUCAGAAGUGAGGGAUUUUUGGGAAGGUGGGUGUACAUUAUUUAAACCACUGUUCUCUUUGUAGCGCGUGGCUGGUAUAUUGUUUUCUGCUAUUUGACAAUGAAUUAUUCUGCACUUAC
Messenger RNA from Sebastes umbrosus (honeycomb rockfish), 3967 nucleotides. Its product is annotated as serine/threonine-protein kinase 38. Gene Ontology annotation, biological process: intracellular signal transduction; peptidyl-serine phosphorylation. Gene Ontology annotation, molecular function: protein serine/threonine kinase activity; ATP binding. The transcript is spliced from 14 exons. Bases 150 to 1553 code for a protein of 467 amino acids. Lineage: Eukaryota; Metazoa; Chordata; Actinopteri; Perciformes; Sebastidae. The record is from RefSeq and is a predicted model, not a curated record.